Fragaria vesca subsp. vesca is the source of this 2508-nucleotide messenger RNA. Its product is annotated as protein AUXIN SIGNALING F-BOX 3-like. The coding region runs from base 613 to 2331 and encodes 572 amino acids. Gene Ontology annotation, molecular function: protein binding. NCBI's taxonomy places the organism in Eukaryota, Viridiplantae, Streptophyta, Magnoliopsida, Rosales, Rosaceae. The record is from RefSeq and is a predicted model, not a curated record. Gene Ontology annotation, cellular component: SCF ubiquitin ligase complex. Gene Ontology annotation, biological process: SCF-dependent proteasomal ubiquitin-dependent protein catabolic process. The transcript is spliced from 3 exons.
CCGUCCGAUGAUACGCAACCCUAACUUACUAACCCUGGUUAAUUGCUUCGACCAUGACCCAGUAGAGCCUGAGCUUGAGAGCAUGAGCUUCUUCUUCAACCACAACACAGCUCCUCUUUCUCUCAUUUCCCACAUCGUUUAUUCUUUUUCUAUUUCAGGAAAAAUAUAGAUUCUGAGAGAUCUAUGCUAAACAUCUGUUUCGUUUCUCUUCUGUGUGUAAUCAUCACUUAUUGAUUUCAAGAUCGCAUAUUGUUGUUUUUUUAUCUCCUCAGAACUACUUUUGUUCACUCAUCAUCUUUCACUACUGCAGAUCUGAGCUCAAGUGAAAUACCAUGUCAAAACUAAUAAAGUGAUAUCAUUUCACUCCAGGGUUGUUAGCUAGAUUCAUAGCUUUUCAAUCCUGCUUAGAUCUGCUGAUCAUCUCUUUCAUUCAUGUAGUUUUCUCAGAUUCUUCUCAAAAGGGUCUUGGCUUUCUGGGUCAAGAUAGAUCUUUCAGCAACAGAGAGGGUGCCUCUCCCUUUCUCUUUAGUACUAAAGGUGGGAAAUUUCAUUUCUUUGUUUCGAUUUUUACUGGGGAAGUUUUGUCUGUGAUUGAAUGGUGAAGAAAGAAGGAUGAAUUAUUUCCCAGACGAGGUGAUAGAGCACAUCUUCGACUUCGUGACGAAGCAGCGGGACCGAAACGCGGUGUCGUUGGUGUGCAAAUCAUGGUAUAAGAUAGAGAGAUUUAGCAGGGAGAGAGUGGUCAUUGGGAAUUGCUAUGCGAUCAGCCCAGAGAGAGUGAUCGCACGAUUUCCGGGGCUCAAGUCCCUUACUUUGAAGGGAAAGCCUCACUUUGCCGACUUCAAUUUGGUCCCUCAUGACUGGGGAGGCUCCGUUGACCCUUGGAUUGAUGCCCUGGCGGAGAGCCGUGUUGGAUUGGAGGAGCUCAGGCUCAAGAGAAUGGUGGUCUCUGAUGAAAGCCUUGACUUGCUUUCCAGGUCCUUCCUCAAUUUUAAGUCCUUGGUUCUUGUUAGCUGCGAAGGCUUUACCACUGAUGGCCUCGCUGCUAUUGCUGCCCAUUGUAGGUUUCUUAGGGAGCUGGACCUGCAGGAAAAUGAUAUUGAUGAUCAUAGAGGCCAUUGGCUUAGUUGCUUUCCCGAUAGCUGUACCUCUCUUGUGUCCCUGAAUUUUGCAUGCCUGAAAGGAGAAAUUAAUUUAGCUGCUCUUGUGAGACUUGUGGCCAGAUCUCCGAACCUCAAAGUCCUGAGGGUAAACCGUGCUGUCCCUCUCGACACUCUCCAAAAGGUUCUGAUGCGAGCACCUCAACUUGUUGAUUUGGGCACUGGGUCUUAUGUCCUAGAGCCUGAUUCUGAAUCCUACAGAAAACUGAAGGCUACAAUUCUAAAAUGUAAAUCGAUCCAGAGUUUGUCAGGGUUUUUAGAGGGUGCUCCUCAUUCUCUCCCAGCGUUUUACCCUAUAUGCUUGACCCUGACAUCCUUGAACCUAAGCUAUGCUCCUGGAGUUCAUGGUACUGAUCUCAUAAAGUUAAUUCGCCAGUGUGGGAGGCUUAAGCGUUUAUGGACACUUGAUUGUAUUGGAGACAAAGGACUAGGAGUUGUUGCUUCAACUUGUAAAGAACUGCAGGAAUUGAGAGUUUUUCCCUCUGAUCCAUUUGGAGUUGGGCAUGCCGCUGUUACAGAAGAAGGCCUUGUUGCCAUAUCUGCUGGCUGCCCAAAGCUUCAUUCAUUGCUUUACUUCUGCCAGCAGAUGACCAAUGCUGCUCUCAUAACUGUUGCCAAGAAUUGCCCUAAUUUCAUACGGUUCAGGUUGGCACUCCUUGACCCCAUGAAACCCGACCCUGUUACCAUGCAGCCACUAGAUGAAGGUUUUGGGGCAAUUGUUCAGGCAUGCAAAAAGCUUAGGCGGUUGUCACUCUCUGGCCUUUUGACCGACCAAGUUUUCCUUUACAUUGGGAUGUAUGCCGAGCAGCUUGAAAUGCUUUCUAUUGCAUUUGCUGGGGAUAGCGACAAGGGUAUGCUUUAUGUGUUGAACGGAUGCAAGAAGCUAAGGAAGCUCGAGAUUAGGGACAGCCCCUUCGGUGACGGGGCACUUCUGAAGGACGUGGGGAAGUAUGAAACAAUGCGAUCCCUUUGGAUGUCGUCCUGUGAAGUUACUCUUGGAGGCUGCAAGACUCUUGCAAUGAACAUGCCGGGCCUUAAUGUGGAGAUCAUAAAUGAGAAUAAUCAGAUGGAAUAUGCUGAUAAUGAUGAGCAAAAGGUGGAGAAGAUGUAUGUCUACCGCACAUUAGCAGGGCCGAGGGAGGAUAAGCCAGAGUAUGUGUGGACUCUGUAGCUCAAUGUCUUUUUAUUUAUAUAGACUAUCAAUUUUUUCUUGUUAUAAAGCACUUUGGUACUGAUCAAUUGUGAGUUAGUGAUAAGUUGUUUGAAUUGGGAUAUUGUAAUCUUUGCUGUUAAGAAUAGACUCAGAUCAGCAUUCCAAUAGAUGGAUAUUUUUCAAUAUCAUUAUCUU